UGUUUGUUGAUGACAGAAAGGCCUUCAUCAUAAAAGCUGAUAGCAAGAUAUGGCUCACUUUCCUUCUGGCUGCUUUUGCAGGAGUCCUACAUUGGUGUCACAUAACAACUCUCUUUGAAAACGAUCGUCACUUUUCUCACCUGUCAACACUGGAGAGGGAAAUGGCCUUUCGCACAGAAAUGGGUCUUUAUUAUUCCUACUUCAAGAUCAUCAUUGAGGCACCAUCAUUUUGGAAUGGAGUCUGGGCAAUUAUGAACGACCGACUAACUGAAUACCCUUUAGUGAUUAACACCUUACAAAGGUUCAAUCUUUAUCCAGAGGUGGUCCUCGCCAGCUGGUACCGUGUCUAUACUGCCCUUAUGGAUUUCCUUGGUGUGCCAACAAAGACAUGUUGGACUGUAAACAGAGGGAAAGGGCUCAGCCCCGUUGAAAGCUGUGAGGGGUUGGGAGACCCUGCUUCCUUUUAUGUUGCUGUGAUUUUUCUUUUGAAUGGAUUAAUGAUGUCACUGUUCUUCAUAUAUGGUACAUACCUCAGUGGGAGCCGUCUGGGAGGCCUUGUUACUGUGAUGUGUUUCUUUUUCAACCAUGGAGAGUGCACUCGUGUCAUGUGGACUCCACCCCUGCGUGAAAGUUUCUCAUACCCCUUCCUUGUCCUUCAGAUGUUGCUUUUGACCUAUAUUCUCAGGAUUCCGAAUAUUAAUACAGGAAGCUUGACUGCACUGUGUGUUUCUAAUAUCUUUUUCAUGCUUCCCUGGCAGUUUGCUCAGUUUGUUCUUCUAACACAGAUAGCUUCGUUAUUUGCUGUGUAUAUUAUGGGUUAUAUUGACUCCAGCAAAUUACAGAAGAUACUCUCUGCUCAUAUGGUAUCUCUUGUAGUGUGUUUUAUUCUGAUGUUUGGUAAUUCAAUGUUGUUGACAUCAUAUUAUGCUGCAUCUUUAGUAGUUAUCUGGGGGAUUGUUGAACUGAGUCCAAAAGUCUUGAAAAGCAGCAGAAGAGAAGUCUAUAUAUGGGUCAUUGAAGGAUGGGCCUGGUUAUUUGGGACAGUCACCUUGAAGUACCUAACCUCUUUAGCAUUUGGAAUAGCUGAUGAUGCUCAUAUAGGAAACAUAUUAAAAUCUAAAUUUAUUGGCUACAAGGAUUUUGAUACGUUGAUGUAUACCUGUGCUGCAGAGUUUGACUUCAUGGAAAAAGAGACUCCAGUAAGAUACACAAAGACUCUGCUAUUACCAGUUGUUCUGGUGGUUUUUGGGGUAAUCAUCAAAAGGGCAGUUAAGUAUCUUCUGUGGGCCUUAUCUCAGGCAGGCCAAUAUGAAAGGGAGGACCGUUUGAACCAUGGUGAGCUGGUAUACCAUGCACUGCAGCUGUUGGCAUACAGUGUCCUGGCCAUUUUAAUCAUGAGACUAAAGCUGUUUUUGACACCACAUCUGUGUGUUAUGGCUUCCUUGGUGUGUUCAAAACAGUUGUUUGGAUGGCUCUUCUGUAAAAUCCAGCCCAAAACCUUGGUCUUUGCUAUUCUAGCAUUGAUGGCAAUAGAGGGCUCAGCAAACCUGCAAACCCAGUGGAACAUCAUGGGAGAAUUUAGCAAUCUGCCCCAGGAGGAACUUUUAGAGUGGAUAAAAGUCAGCACCAGACAAGAUGCAGUUUUUGCAGGAGCAAUGCCCACAAUGGCAAGUGUUAAACUGUCUACCCUUCGCCCUAUUGUCAACCACCCUCACUAUGAAGAUGCAGGUUUGAGGGCCAGAACUAAAGUGGUGUACUCCAUGUACAGUCGAAAACCUGCAAAAGAAGUAAAGAGAGAAUUGAUAAAACUGGGAGUGAACUAUUACAUUCUGGAAGAGUCCUUGUGUGUAAGCAGAAAAAAGCCUGGUUGCAGUAUGCCUGAAAUUUGGGAUGUGGAAGAUCCUGCUAAUAGUGGCAGAAUCCCUUUAUGUUCCCUUAUGAGCAAGGAUUCCAGGCCAUAUUUCAUCACAGUAUUUGAAAACAGCAAUUACAGAGUCUUGAAGAUUCCAAAGGAAUAACAUUUCAAUGCAAAGAACCAUCCGUCUUUCAACUUUUUAAACUAGUAACUGUAAGAAUUCUAAAUCAGAAAUACCUUUUCUACUAGACU
This is a messenger RNA of Merops nubicus (carmine bee-eater), 2107 nucleotides long. RefSeq names its product probable C-mannosyltransferase DPY19L1. Lineage: Eukaryota; Metazoa; Chordata; Aves; Coraciiformes; Meropidae. Gene Ontology annotation, molecular function: mannosyltransferase activity. The annotation marks the transcript as partial. The record is from RefSeq and is a predicted model, not a curated record. Gene Ontology annotation, cellular component: nuclear inner membrane. The transcript has 22 exons.